AACUUUUUAUUCAGUACGAUACAUAUACAUAUGUACAUAAGGCUGUGAAUCAUGUUCAAAUCUUAUACUUCUCAUUUGAACAUCUUUAAAGUUAUAAAAUAGGGACCAUCAUCUAAGGACUCUACUUAAUUUAUACGCAAUACACGCCUACGAUUAAUCGAUUCUAGCCUCGCCAAUUUCUAACAUUCUCGCAGGAACGUGUAAAUUUAAUCGAUCAUUAAGUAACCACAUACUCGUAGUAACACGUAAUCUGUAACUUCGCUCCUGGUACUACGCCACCCGACUCUAAGUUCAAUUUCAUAUUGCACUUUGGCAAUAGACCAGACACAAUGUGCUAUGUACGACGCGUAAAUGUAGACAUGCAAACAGUUCUUAGAAUUCACGCAUUGAAGUACGGUACAUUUCAUAGGAUUGGUAGCAAAUUACUGUCGAAUGAUUUCCGAAUCGAGAGUGAUAAAGAACUUGAUGUCUUCGCGUAGUCAUAGAUCGCAUACUUUUUAAAAUACCAAAUUUUUAAAUACCGAAAAAGGAAACUUUCAAAUUUUAUUUCAAUAUAUCGUACAAUAUUUUUAAAUUUAUUAUUAUACAUAAAUACUAUAAAAAUGUUAUCCACUGAUGAGAUGAUGAUCUUAUCUACUUUAUCGACAUGAUCACUGGCAUAACGUAAUUGAGGAUUACAGGUGAAAGUCACGUUUUUGUUUUUCUCGAAUAUGGCGCGUUUUACGCGUAUUUUGGCGCUACACACUUUGUAGCAGAAAUGUGCAUGCACGUACACAUGUAAUACGCUCGAAUUCGAAACUUUUGAUCGUACUUCCGAAGGCCGAAUAUAGAGCAUCUAUUUCGAACCAGCGCGAACUUGAACUUAACCAGUCGACGUAAUCUUGAUUAUAGCGGCAUGAUAGCUGGGAAAUUAGCAAUUAUGACAGAGAAUGAUAAGACACGCUUCUUGUACGAAGUUUAACGAAUCCUAAAUAGGGAUCUGGUUGAAAUUGUUUCAUACGCAGAUUGCGAUACAAUUAUAGUAUCCACUCUUAACGUCGAGUGUUGUAAACGUACUUGUAAAUUUAAUCGGUAUUUAAGUAUGAUUAUAAUAAAAGAUCGGAAAAAAAUAAAGCCUUUCUUCUGUUUGUUCUACGAUGGUGUACGACGAGGAUUCCAUUACUUUUGCUACGAAGUAUUUUCACUUUCUUGCCUUCGAAUGUUAAACAGAUCUAUUUACAGACAUUUACAUGUUCUCGAUUAUCCAUUCCGAUCGAACGAAAAUGGCACGAAACGCGUGCAAAGAUCGGUAACUGCGAUAAAGUCACCAGAUAACACGUAUGCGAGACGAACUAUCGCGUUGCACGUGAAAACAACCGUAUUCUACGAGGAUGCACUCGUGAUGCGCAAUGUGCAUACAUACAGGCGUUAUUCGAGUUCGUCAAGGAUUUCAGUAAGCGAAUGAUCUUCGAAUAUGAAGAAUAUAUAAGCGAUUGUAAGUAAUAUGAAGUGUUUAUUUAUUUCAUGGGGAAUCAUUUGCAAGCGCUGCUAUAUUAUUCUUGUAUGGCAUAUCGAAUAGGUUCAGAUUUCAAAUAAUUACCACAAAUAAAAGAUGACUUGUUAUUAGUCUGCGGACUUUUAUUACAUUUAUGGGAUAUUUAAAAGUGUAGAAAUGUACACAGUACAUGUAAUGUGCAGAAAUACAUAAAAUAUUCAAAGUAGAGUAUUUAUUAUGAUUUUUAGUAGAUGAGACAAAUUUCUAUUUAAGUUCCAUUUCUUUAAUUAUCGUCAUAAAGAUAUAAAAGCGCAUGAAAAAUUCGCCAACCAAUUAUUGUUACGUGGUAUUGUAUAACUCGUCAAACGUAAUAAUUGGCGAACUAUAGCGGAGUUAAUCGAAGACUAAACUGAUUAAUCUGAGGCACGAAUCUCCUUUCCAGCGAGCGGAUCAAGGAUUUUCUCGUUCCUUAAUAGUUGACGGAGGUGUUAGAUCAGUCGGGCCUUCGAAUUCUCGAGUUCAUGGCCCGCUCUUAUGCAUAUACGUAUCCGUUAGCUUGGUGGGAUGGUAAGCUCGUGCGCGGCUCGAUGAACCGACUCGGCCAAAACCUACCGGAAUUAUUAACUCCUGUCAGUCUGGGUAGCUCGAUGCAGCAACGAGCACUUGACUGCUUCUUCCACUUGUUAAGAUUGCUUUAACAAAGGAUAUCCAUCGAUUUCACGCAUAUCAAAUUCUACGAGAAAGACAAACAUUAUUUGGACCAAACAACAAUUCUUCUUCGAUAUAAAUUAUGUUAAAGUGUUUGUAGAAGUUUGAUGAACCUUUAAGACUCGUGAGUGGAUUUUGAGAGAAUUGGAAGACAUGGAGGAAGCAGAGGAAAUCGAGGAAAGUACCAACUCGUGUUCGACGUCCACGUCGUCCUCAGCGACGACGGUGCGUGGCAAGAAACACUGUACGGAAAUGCGAUCUGAGAAACCCGUGUACCUUCGACAGAAAGAGAAGAUCAUUUAUCCGAGGAGCACUAGGACGCUGGUCAAGACUGCUGUGAUUGGAGGAAAACCUAUCGAAGAGAAGACUUGCAUGACCCUGAGAACGUUGGUUUUCGGAAGUUGUGCCAGUCCACCGAGACCGGAAUGGGCAAGAACCGGAUUCACCCUACGACCUUACGGACAAAGCUUGGCAUUUGGAUUACGAGCACCGAGAAAUACGACCAGGGGUCUCGUAACUGCUGUACAGGCUACAAUGCUCAAGCAUUUCCUGUUUAAAUGUAAUAGACAAGACACUCAUGCUAAUCCAGAAAGCAUGCUGAAGCCAUCGUACGAUAGACAGAUCGAUGUCUUGACAUUGACGAUAGCGGAGAUCAUUUGGCGUUGCGCCGGUGGAUUCGCCGUGCAAAGUACUGGUUAUUCGCCAAAUCAGAGUGUCACGGGAAACGCAAAUGCGCCCAGGGCCGUGGUAGCUUUGCCGCAAGAGACGCCCUAUGUGCAACAUAGCGUGCAAUACUUCCAGGAUGGUCUCACGGAGACCCUGCACCUGUUCGAGUUUGAUUCUUUGGGAGACUUGGAGAUAUUUAUUAAAAGAUAUUUAUAUUUGUUUCAAGACGAGGGUGGCCCUGGUGCUAAAUUAUUAUUGUACAGCGCUGUGCUUUCCAGAGGACUUUCUAAGGUACAAGCCGAUCUAGAAGAUCCAAAAGGCUCGAUACUAAGCGGUUGUCCAGAGGAAGGCCCCAUAAGCGUUGUAAUUCUCUCAUUAACUGGUCGUGCUUCGCCUCAUCUGCAUAAUGGGGUGCUACACGUUGGGGAUGAAAACACAUACGCUAUACCACAAUGGGGUGUCCUUGUAAGAAGCGAAGUAGGAUUUCUGGUGCACGAGGGUGAUGGACAAUUGAACAAACAACCAGGUUCUCGUUUAAAAACCCCGAAUUUGCCAAUUUGGGUUACUCUGUGUCAUGGCCAUCACGGUGUCUUGUUCAAUACCAACCGGGAAUUACUUAGAAAUUAUCACGCUGAACGACGUUUCGAGAUUCAAUACUUCACAUGCGGCGGCAGCCAUGCCAUUUUGACCGUGGACACCAGGUCGAAUUCCGGAAAUGAUUCAGAGUUCGAGGGCCCAAGCAAAGAAUGCAUGGACAUUGCUGCAACACCCUUGGAGAAACUCAUUCGUUCCAAAUGGCAAGAUGCUUGCAUACAGUGGAAUGGAACACCCUUAAUGUGAAUGCAUCAAUAUGUGUCUCUAUAAAUUUAGUUGAAAAAUAAAUAUAACGUUCUAGGCUCUUUGUUUAGACCGUAGUAGAUUAUAUACAUUAUAGUUAUGUUUGUAAAAAUUUCUGUGCUUC
This is a messenger RNA of Bombus pyrosoma, 3809 nucleotides long. Its product is annotated as inactive ubiquitin carboxyl-terminal hydrolase MINDY-4B. The record is from RefSeq and is a predicted model, not a curated record. Gene Ontology annotation, molecular function: K48-linked deubiquitinase activity; cysteine-type deubiquitinase activity. Gene Ontology annotation, biological process: protein K48-linked deubiquitination. The coding region runs from base 2336 to 3688 and encodes 450 amino acids. NCBI's taxonomy places the organism in Eukaryota, Metazoa, Arthropoda, Insecta, Hymenoptera, Apidae. The transcript is spliced from 11 exons.